Thyridium curvatum is the source of this 1518-nucleotide messenger RNA. RefSeq lists its product as uncharacterized. Bases 1 to 1518 code for a protein of 505 amino acids. The transcript is spliced from 2 exons. Gene Ontology annotation, cellular component: membrane. Gene Ontology annotation, molecular function: transmembrane transporter activity. Lineage: Eukaryota; Fungi; Ascomycota; Sordariomycetes; Thyridiales; Thyridiaceae. The record is from RefSeq and is a predicted model, not a curated record. Gene Ontology annotation, biological process: transmembrane transport.
AUGUCGCGCUAUAGUCCCACAGAGCCAUCGGAAGAUGGCAGGCCUCUGUUACGCGAUGCUUCCGUUGAUCCCAGCCCAGCGCCAUGGACCCCAGAAGGUCCCCCUCCCGCAAAGGCAAAGCGCGGCAUCCUCGCUCUGCUGUCGCUCAUGCUAGCCGUCAAUCUGUCCGCCAGUCUCUACCAGCUCCCACUGAACAGAGUCAUCGAAAGACGGCUUUGUGCCGAGUACUACGCCCAGAAGGGACCGGAUUCUGUCCCUGUGGACAGGCCGAUAGAUGAGCAGUUGUGCAAAGUGGAUGGUGUCCAACAAUCCUUGGCCCGCAUUCAGGGAGUGAUGGAAACCGCUUGGGUUUUCGGAGACUUUAUCAUGACUAUUCCUCUUGGAUAUCUUGCUGAGCGCUAUGGCCGUCGAAAGAUUCUCCUGCUGAACCUUAUUCCCAGGGUCUGCAUGCUCACCUGGGUUGUGGUGGUAGGCCACUUCGAUCAGCUGCUACCGACAAAAGCUGUUGCUGUAUCGCCUUUUCUUUCUGUGCUUGGGGGAGACUGUGUUUUCAACUCCCUUAUCUACGCACUUGCUUCAGAGCUGACGGCGGAUCAUGUUGUCCGCGCAUCUUACUUUGGUUACAUGAGCUCUGUCUCCUAUGUAGUUGCUCUUCUUGGACCCGCCUUGGCAUCUGCAAGCAUGGGCAUCCUGAUCUAUCUACCAUUCUGGAUCGGAACUUUGCUUUUGGUCAUCGGAGCUUUGGUCAUACCCAAGCUCCCCAACCUUCAGUCCGAGCACAUCUGGAACCCCUCUCAGCCACACGUAUCGUCACCAGUUCUCAAAGCAAGCUUGGGGUAUUCGUCGUUGUGGUCGUUGACGCGAGAACGGAUCCAGUCCUUCUACAUCAUUCUCUCCGACUAUCCGAAGAACUUCAUGCUGUUGCUCGCGAGCUUUCUGCUCACGUCCCUUGCGAGCUCCGAUACCAAACUUCUUGUUCAGUACAUCUCGAAACGGUACAGCUGGACCUUUGCUUCGGCAGGCUAUCUCCUUUCGGGCAAGGCAGUAGUCAACUUCACACUGCUUGCCGUCAUAAUACCUAGGUUCCUGCAAAGACGGAGCACACGAGACGCCGAUAGGUUCAAUCUCUUGUACUCGAGAAUCUGCCUGCUCGUCUCGGUCUUAGGAGCUGGGGCCAUAGCGUUUUCAGCCACCAUAUGGCUUCUUAUGCCAUCACUACUCACCUAUGCCCUGGGCUCCGCACUGCCCGUGUUUACGAUGUCCUUACUGAAGUCGCCCUGCAUGGCUCCUGCGAGCAGUACAGACGGGGAAACAGCUUCACCGCACGACAAUAUCAUAUUCUCCAUCGUUAUGCUGGUCAAGACCCUUGGCUCGCUCAUCGGGGCACCGCUGAUGGCCUUCUUGUGGGUCAGAGGCAUCGCCUUGGGAGACAUGGCACUUGGGAUGCCAUAUUUUGUCAGUUCGGCAUGUUACAUUGCGGCAAUCGCUGUCUUCUAUGGUAUCAGAGUGUACAGGUAA